CUUAUAAAUAGGAGGAUGGUUAGAGUUCUUUAAUCUGUUCACUCAACCCAACCAAAUACCAUAAUCCAUUCAACUAUACAAGGAUUAGCCACUAAUUAAUUCUCAACUCAAAUUCUUUGCAGCCAUAGAAUCCAUUAAUCUAAACAUAACAGCCAAUUAAGAGCAAUGGAUUGUAAAAAUCAGAUUGAUAUGAAGAAGAAACUAUUGAAAACAAUUCUGCAGUUUGUUUUAUCAGUGUCAGUGUUUUGUUUAUUUGUAUGGUACUCUUCUGGCUUUUUCAUACUUCCUCAGUGUUUCAAUGCUUACUUCUCCACCUGCCUUUUCUCCAUGCUCACUCCCACUCUUCAAAGAAAAUACAUGUUUAUCAUCUGCAAUGCCAUCCUUGCUCUUCUAGCCAUCUCACCACCUUUUCAUCUACAGCUUCAGGCACAGGUUUCUGAAGAGGCUCUUGGAGAUUUUCUUACUAUUGAAGAAGCGAAAACGCAGGAAGAUUAUUCUGAACAAGUAUCUGCAGCUGAACAUGGCACGGAAGUGUUGAUUAUUGGAGAGGAAGAAGGAGAGACAGGAAAUAGUAGUGAAGAUCAACUGGCAAAUACAGAUGAACUGAAUAGAAAGUUCGAAGAGUUUAUAAGGAAAAUGAAGGAGGAGAUCAGGAUUGAAGCUCAACGACAACCAAUUGAAGUGUAGUACUUGCAAUGAUGAUGAUAAUUAUGAUG
Molecule: messenger RNA, 716 nt
Organism: Vigna umbellata (rice bean)
Lineage: Eukaryota; Viridiplantae; Streptophyta; Magnoliopsida; Fabales; Fabaceae
Source: RefSeq, a predicted model, not a curated record